UCAGCUCCGUCCCUCAGGGCUGACCCCGAGCCUCGACCCUCAGUCCCGUUCCUCAGGGCUGAAGCCUCAGGACUGACCCUCAGCCUCAUCCCUCAGUGCUGACCCUCAGCCCGCAAAUUUGGAGAAAUCAAUACAUUGCUGCCUGUUAAGAUUCAGCAAAGAAAUGAAAAGGAGUUUACCUGACACCUCGGCUCGGAGCACAGCAGGUUGUCUGACUGUACCACUGUUCAAUCAGAAAAAAAGGACUAGACAGCCCCUCACUUCAAAUCCACUUAAAAAUGAACCAGGUACUGGUUCUGGGACUCGUAGUUAUGACUUCUCUCCCUCAUCAUUUGGCUGGGGAACUGCAAACCCAGAAGUGGAUGAACUGCAGAAAGCAGCAAACAGUGGCCAAGCAGAACAUCCGAUGGCUCCUUCCCUUAUGAAACCACCAAAUGCAUCAAAGUUUAAUUUAGCAAAUGCUGGAAAAAACUUGUCUGCCUGCAGGAACAGAAAUGAAUAUACUCCUUUAGGUAAAACAGCAAAUUCAAGAUCUGAUAACGGAACUUCUCAGAAGUUUGAGAACUUUUCAAGCAGUUUGAAAACUGUCCAGCAGCAAAAACACCCUGACAGUCGUAACCCAUCCCAGCUCAUCAAAACAGACACAUCCAAAGGACAGUGGCCAGUGAAACCCAACACUGUGGCAAGAAGUCUGCAGGAUCAUAGUCCAGCAUAUAAAUUUAACAACAAUACUCAGCAAAAUAAAAUGAAUGAGAACAAAUUUGGUUGUGUCCCAGAAGAUAAAAGUCAGGAAAUUUCAUCAUCUCAAGUGAAAACUAAAAUAAAAAAGAAUUCUUUGCGAAUCCUGUCUGCAGUCAUUCAAAGUGUGAGGCACUGGAGCCAGUAUACCUAUAAAACUGCACUGUUAUUUGAAGUUUUAGGCACACUGGAUUCUGCAGUCACACCUGGAGCAUAUGGGGCAAAGAACUUUCUUCUGAGAGAUGGAAAGGAGACCCUGCCUUGCGUGUUUUAUGAAAUUAAAGUUCCUGUGGCUGUCAGAGCGACGUGCCAGGACUCUCUUCUUUCUGCAUUUGGAGUUGUACCCAGUCCCUACUCCCUUGGCAGCACAUGAAACACCACCUCACACAGGACAGCACAGGUUUUCUAUUCCCUCCUGAUCACCACUUGAUUCUUCCUUGGUGUCAUUUAAGAUUUACUUAUUACCUUUAUCCUUUUCUUCACAUCAUUUUCAUUUUGUUACACGUUAAAACUGCCUCGUUCAGAUUUCUCCCAGUUAAGCAGCAAAACAUUCAGCCAACAAAGAUUACACUGGAUAGUGUUUAAAAGAAAAAAAAAAAAAGAAAUUUAAAAAAUAAUCUAGGCAGCUGCCUGUCCAGUUGUAGUAUUAGAUGAGAGUGAGUGUGUAAACAGGUUUCUCCUUAUCAGUCCUGCUGCUAUCUGCUGCACACAAACUGCUCAGCCCCACAAAAUCCAAUUUCCAAGAGGUUAGAGGAGGGAACUGUUUGCAGAAACACAGCAAUCGAAAUCUCCAAAGCCACAGCCCUCAUUACACUGACACUGAAGAAAGAAAUGAUGCUUGACGACUCCUGGCACCCAAAACUGACAUUUACUUUUGUGGCUUUGAUUGGAAUCAGCCCAGCUUUGCCAUGGGAAUGUUUCCUCUUGUUUUUCCCUGCUUGUGUGGUGGGUGGGAGAAAGCAGCUGAGCAGUCCUGGGGGGUCUGCAGUGCAGCCUGGCCCUGCAGCACAACCAUCACCUUCUGUUUCCCCAUGAAAAGCUUGGGAACACGCUGGCAGGAGAGACAGGGACACAGCUGCUGCCUCCCGUGGGGUGCCUGUACCAGGCGUGGAGGGACAGGGCCAGGCUGUGUCCAAGGUACAAUUUUGAGCCUUUUCCCAAGUCCUGGAUGUGGCCAGAGGCUGCAGCUCAGUCCUGGAGGAGCUGAGCUCUCCUCUGGCACUGGGGAGGAAGGAGCACAGCAGUAGGAAUGCUGUGGGCUGGACACUGGCCUGGCUGCUGUAGGUGACAGCAGGAAGGAUGCAGCAGCAUCCAGUGGCAGCAGGGAUGGGAGAUGUGGAAGGAAAACAUCCCUGAGCCCUGUCACAAGCAGGAGCUCUUUGUUUAUUCCCAGGUAGAGCGAUCAGGAGCAGCCUGCCCACCUCCCCUCCCACACCUCCUGCAAAGGACUGCUGCCCAGAAGUUCACUGCUUCAGUAAAACUGCAAACUGUGAGCUGAUUAGAUAUUCAUAGAUACUUUCUUGAUUAGCUCACCAUUAAUAUUUCAAUGGCAGAACUGGAUGCAUAGUGCCUCUCUGCUCUCUUCCUUCCUGCUUAAUUAAUUUUGACCAUCACCAACAACGGCCUCCGACAGAUAGCAGAAAUUGAAGUGGGCUCUUCUGUGACUUUGCUUGCUGUAAACAGCUAUUUGCAAUUCCUGUUCAUACAUCACCCACCCGUGACAAAGAGAUCACAGCAGCAGAAAAUGAGUCUCCCUCAUAAGAACAUCAGAGCUCUGAGAGAACAUUUGCUUAUUCAAUAAAAAGAAUCAAAUAGACAAUGCAGUAAGCACAGCUCAGCAACAAGAUUGGUGUCUCACCUAGUAAUCAGCUGGCUGUUAUGCUAUUAAAUAAAAAGAAAGAGAGAGAAUUGUUAAUUUAUCUUUAAAAAGAAAGGGCCUUUGAUGUAGGGUAGCUCAUAAAAGCUGUGGUGUGGCCCAGCUGUGAGGAGAUGUGAUAAUCACUGCAGCCCCAGCAGUGGUAGGAGCAGCACUUCAUAAAAUGCAGGUUGCAUGGCUGCCUGAUGCCCAUCCAUGGCUGAUAGCAGGAUGUGCUGCUAAUAGUCUGUUUGAUUUUAUUGAUGUGCUCAAGAUACACGGGGGCAGGAGGAGCAGUGAGGCAGAAAUUAUACAGCAGUGUUUGUUCCACCCCAGCCCAGGGGACUGUCUGCCUUCAUCCAUCCAUCCUCCUCCUGGGCCUGCAAGGAUGGGGAGCUUUCCUGUGUGACUUUCCUGGUUGUCACCUCCCAGAUCCACAGGCUCCUGACACAACGCACUGGGAUUGCUGUCAAGAUGUGCCUACCUGGGCCAAAGCAGCACUGGAUUUACAGAAACAACAUUUUUGCAUUUCUGUGCUGCCACCCGAGCUGCAAAACAAGUCCUCUGCUGCUGGACAUGCUCUACAUCUCCAUCCAUGGCUGGAAACCAUCUUGUCCCAGCCUCCAGCCUCUCCUUUCCCCGGGAAUACCCUGGGAUGGGGACUCAAAGCAAGCAGGAAGGCAGGAGCAGCAGGUUGGAGCUCAGCUCCAUCCCCCCAUGCCAUAACUCAGGCUGUUAAACGCCUGGCCAGAGCUUGCCAUCUGCUUCCAGUCUUCUAGGAAUAACCACUGAGUAAUUCAAUCAAAAAGGAGAAGAUCCUUGUUUCACUGAAUCGUAAGUCACUCCUCAAGUAAUUAUAAUUUUAUACCCCUAUCAGGAGCAACAGGGGCUGUUCAUUUUAUGGGCUUUAGCAGCCAGAGCUGUGCUUCUGCCAAGGUUACGGCUGGGAGGAGAACCCAAUUUCACAUUUUCUCAGCCAUCCAAGGCUUAUCCAUGUUUUUAGCAUUUUGGUUAAGUGAAUAAAGCCCUGCAGGACCAAGGCCUUUGUUCAGGAGUGCUGUUAUGUAGAACAUAGAAAAUGUACUGGCUUGGACCAGCAGAGCUGACCAAACCAUCAUGAAGCUGAUUCCCUCUGGUGUGAAGAUGCCUUGUCCUUCCAGGGUUCCUGCAGCACAGCAAUAGCUGCCUAACCAGGGAGGGAAAUGCUGCUUAUCCCUCCAGCAGCUGGAGGACACGUGGUGCUGCAUCCCUCACAUGCUGCCCUAGAGAAGGCAGGUGAGGUCAGUCCAGGGGAAAAACCUACCUGCUUGCUCCAUCCAAAGUGCCUGGGAUGCAACUCACAGGGCUCAAAAAACUCAGGGGUCUUCAAAAAGAUCCAUAAAGGAGCCUCUCCUCUUCUCCUUUCUGUUAUGCUGUUUGGGGUGAUUUCUCCACUUAAUUCUGCAGUUUGUGCCCUCUGCCUUAGCCCCACUGUCCUUUCUGGGGUUGAUGCUCCACCUGCUCUUUCACUGCCCCAGGUGUUCAGCCUUUUAAACAGAUUUAUUCCCUUGACUUUGCAAAGGGCUCCACCAUGUUUCCAUCUGUGUUUACACUCGGUACAGGGUAAAUUUCUCCUCUGAGCAGAUCUGUUCCUUACCAGCAAAGGAAUCCAGCUCAGCACAGGCUCAGACAGGAAGGCAGAGCAAAACAUUUCCGAAGCAGAGCUCGCCUGGGAGCUGUGCUACGUGCCCACAGGAGGACAGAGACCUCUGCCAGACUCCCUGCAUUGUCAGGCUGUGCAAAAAGGAAGUGGAUCUGGCCCAGAGCCACUGCUCCUGUGGCUGUUCCCAGGGCUGGUUCCCCAGCUCAGCCAGCAGCACCUCCCAGUUAUCCAGGACACUGAAGCCAAAUCAGAACAAGCAAAGUGGGACUGAAAGUCCCACCAAAGGGUCUGUCCCACAGUCAGCAGGAUUGUAGGAGGUGGAAAGACCCAUUUGUCAGAUCUUCAUUGCUCCUUUCUCAGUGAAAUCCUCUCUCUUUGCACCCCUGCUCCUAAAGCCAGACUGUGGUGCACAGAUGCAAAGUUUUUAAGUGCCUGGGCAAUCUGUGACACAAAAGACAGCCAGCAGCUGCCAGCCAGAUUUAUCACUGUGUUCACCAAGGCUGGGCCAGCCAGGGCCUGUAAUGACCUCCAAGGUGGAUCUACAAUUAGCAUGAGCUUCAUCUAAUUCCAGCCAGACAGGCUUUUUUUGAGACACUGGGGGGCUCACUGCUUUGCCUUAAAUUUGAUGUCAACCUUUAGGUUCUGGGGCAGCAUGUUGGUGAUGGCUUUUCUAUACACUGCCCUGCUCUGUGUCCUGACAUGUCCUGGUCCCUACUUUCAGAUGCCUUUUAAAUUACAGCCAGCAUCCAACCAGCCUAUUAAACACAUCUCCCCCCAAGGCCAAAGCCUGGCUCCAUGCUGCUAAUAUUGGUGUUAGCAACAGGCCAAAAACUUCAGCAUUGCCAGGGCUGGGCACUGGGGCUGACCAAAACUCCCUGAAAUGCAUCCCUGAGCUGCAGACUGCUCCUGACAGUCCUGAGCUCCUUGCCAGCAUCAGAGAUGACAGGGAAGGUUUUUUCCUCAGUGUUACACCCUGCACUCAGUGCAGAUGGAUGAGCCAAUUAAGAUGAUGUGGUGUCUACACAAUUGCUUCAGGAUGCAUGAAAUUCAGCUAUGAGCUCCCUCCCCACAGCAAGGCAGGAUAUUCAGGUGGCCCUGGAGAGGGCUGCAGGGUUGUCUCCAUCUUCCCAGCAACAGCCAACAAACAUGAGCUAAGCAAGGAGAGGGAAUGGGAGAAGUCAAACUGUUGGUGAGAAGAAACCUCAGCUGAAUGUAAUUACACAGCAAGGAGAUAAGAGGACAUGAUCCUGCUCAGCACUGUGGGCAUACAGCAAGCAGGCUGGGCAGCCACUGAUGACAGCUGUUAAAUGAUAAAUGCUCUCAAGCUUUGCAGGAUCUGGUUUAUUAUACAACCUGAACUUGCUUGGGAAGGGGGACCUUCUCCUGCUGUUGUUCUCUGCUGCAACAACCAGUAAGAUCAAUUAAACUUCAUAAAAAACAAGCCAUUAUCAAAGCCAUCCCUCACCAAAAAUUAAAGAAGGAGCCUGCUUGGAAAGAUGUGGCUUGAGGAGCCUUCUGGUAACACACGAGUCCCACCCUGGUGCCUUGAAAAUGUUAGAAUCCAGGUAAAUGUUCUGCCCUGUAGAAGGAACAACUGCCUGUAAACUGAAGGGAGAGUCACAGGCAGAGGGAAUCAAAUGAAAUAUGGAUUUUCCCAUCUGAAACACGUGACUCUGGCACCGUGCUGGGCUCCUUGGGGCCUGUAUUUCCUCAGGGGCAGCAGUGUUGGAGUCCCAGUGGCACUUGUUAUUUGUAGUUUCCAUUUAUUACAAAGCACUGUUAUUAUUUACAGAAUAUACUUUUUUAUGGACUGUUACUGCAUCCAAGUGCAAUAACUGGUCUAAGCUCAAAUCCCUGGGAGAACUGUUGAAAGAGAAGCAAUUCAGACACAUAUUAAUAUGACAAGGAUUUCCCCAGGUUUAAGGAAAUAAAGAAUAUGUUUUGUACAA
Messenger RNA from Vidua macroura (Pin-tailed whydah), 6184 nucleotides. It is a transcript of the gene SPATA22, whose product is annotated as spermatogenesis associated 22. The record is from RefSeq and is a predicted model, not a curated record. The transcript has 9 exons. NCBI's taxonomy places the organism in Eukaryota, Metazoa, Chordata, Aves, Passeriformes, Viduidae. The coding region runs from base 164 to 1111 and encodes 315 amino acids. Gene Ontology annotation, biological process: regulation of meiotic cell cycle; homologous chromosome pairing at meiosis; meiotic DNA repair synthesis.